CCCACCCCGUGCGCUUCUACUCGGCCUCCCUUCGAGUCCCUCCUCGAUCCGGGUAUCUUCUUCGCACCAUCACCGCCGGGCCGCCGCGACAUUGCCAACUCUUCCGACUGCAUUCGAGGAGAAGGAAUCGUCAAGGUUUUCAUCUUCGCUUUUGAAUUCAAGUGAAAUGGGCGUAAAGGCAAAGAAGGCUUUGAAAAAGAAGCUGAAGAAGACGAACUCUUCUCAGCUAUCAAUUUCUCGUAGCAGAAAUGAAUCUUCUGAUUUCUUGCCUUUAGAAGGGGGUCCAGGGAUGAAAAUUACUCAAGAGGAAGAUGAGCCCAUCAAAAAUACUGCAACUGUACUUUACAUUGGCCAUAUUCCUCAUGGAUUUUAUGAAGAACAAAUGGAAGGAUUCUUUAAGCAAUUUGGGAAAAUCAAGCGGUUGAGGAUUGCUCGGAACAGGAAGACAGGAAAAUCUAAGCAUUAUGGAUUCCUUGAAUUUGAGAACCCAGAGGUGGCCAAAGUUGUGGCUGAUGAGAUUCAUAAUUAUCUACUAUUUGAACACAACCUUCAGAUUCAUCUUAUCCUACCAGAGCGUGUUCAUCCAAAGUUAUGGAGAGGUGUAAAUUGGAGAUACAAACCAUUGAAUUGGACAGAAAUUGCAAGAAAGCAGCAUAACAAGGAUAGAACAGUUGAAGAACAACAACAGAUGAUUCAGGGGAUUCAAAAACGAGAUAAGAAGCGGCGUAACAGAAUCAAGGCUGCUGGUAUUGAUUAUGAGUGCCCGGAUCUCGUUGGUCUCAUUCAGCCUGCUGCUAAGAAAAUUAAGUUUGACGAAGAAGAAGAAGAGUAAGUUUACACGAAGGAAGGCAGUGACUAUCAACUUACCUGAGGACGGUGUUAAGUACUUUGUCCAAGUUUGCUUUAUGGCUUUGGAUAUGAAUUUGUUGCUCGCAGCUGCUUGCUAAUCUCGAAUUUUGGUCUUCACAUCAUAAUCAUGUAAGUGCUGUGUAAUUGGAUUUUGUAUUACACUUGACUUGGAUUGAGCUAUCCAGUAUUAUGACUGAAAUAACAUUUAGUAUGGAUAUCAUAUCAGUAUCA
This is a messenger RNA of Musa acuminata subsp. malaccensis (wild Malaysian banana), 1080 nucleotides long. RefSeq lists its product as uncharacterized. Lineage: Eukaryota; Viridiplantae; Streptophyta; Magnoliopsida; Zingiberales; Musaceae. Gene Ontology annotation, cellular component: nucleolus. Gene Ontology annotation, molecular function: RNA binding. The record is from RefSeq and is a predicted model, not a curated record. Gene Ontology annotation, biological process: maturation of LSU-rRNA from tricistronic rRNA transcript (SSU-rRNA, 5.8S rRNA, LSU-rRNA).